AUUAGAGUAGUAUUUGUUUCAGGUUUAGUGAUAUUGUUAUUUGGAUUGUAAUUAUUUGUUUGCUUUAUUAUUUUCCGUUUGUGUGGGUUGCAUAUUUUGUUGAUCGCGUUGAUCCGGACAUAAUUCCUACAGACAUCUACUUGCACUCGGUUGUUUGGAGUGCUACGGUGCCAUUGGUAUCUUUUGAAUGUAUUGAAUGGCAUGCAACCGACAGGUUUAGACGACAGUUCGGUUUCGUUCAGGGAGUUCCUCAUCAGGAACGGAAUCUAGAGAAGGCACACAGAGAAGUCUUGACUGGUCCUAAGAAUCUUAACUGGGCCACAACCACGACCCAUUCAUUUUGGGUGAUGUAGUGGACAAACAGGUAUAAUCACGUUCUUACUGAGCUUCCUAUGGCUCCACAACAUCCCUUAGAUAUUUACAUGUACUGGGACCGUUUAAAAUAUGGCAAUCACUUGAACUUGUCGGAUCUUGUGGUUCAAGAGGAUGUUGAGGGUAAUCAGGUUAUGGAUGAUGACAAUCAAGAGCAUGAGCCACAGUCACCGGCACCUCCAUCUCCACAUCCACCUCCACAAAAACAACCUCAGUCCUCAAGCCAAUAUGUACCUCAAACACAGUUUACCCCAUCGUUCCUAAUACAUCAGCAGUAUUGGAGUACGCCACAUUUUGACUCAGGAGACGGAGCUUCUUUUAGCCAGUUGCUUGGGUUCAUGGCUUCAGAUGCCGGCCAAGCACAAUAUGGCCAUCAGCCUGAUUUCAUGGUGGGUAGGCAUUCCUUCGACGUGAGGCAUCCAUGUCGCACUUCCUCAGGUGCUUCUGGAGGGUUGGUAUUUGGUGAUUCUAGUAGGAGUGAUGGUGGUCGAGAAAUUCUUAAUAGUCAAAACCCUCACCGUGUUUCGAUGACUCUGAUUGAAGAAAAUACUAAGACAUUUGAGCAUGAGACUGAUGAGUAUCUAGUGGAUGAAGAUGAGGACAUGGACGAGGAUGAAGAAUCCCGUAAUGAUGCAGGUGACGCAUGUACUCCAGAUGAGACAGGCAAAGGCUACAAUAUCAAGAUUGAUCCGCCGCGUCGUACCGCAAGUUGA
Molecule: messenger RNA, 1085 nt
Organism: Arachis ipaensis
Lineage: Eukaryota; Viridiplantae; Streptophyta; Magnoliopsida; Fabales; Fabaceae
Source: RefSeq, a predicted model, not a curated record